Ostreobium quekettii is the source of this 531-nucleotide messenger RNA. Lineage: Eukaryota; Viridiplantae; Chlorophyta; Ulvophyceae; Bryopsidales; Ostreobiaceae. The record is from the annotation of a GenBank genome assembly.
AUGAGUGGGGUGGGGGUACUGAUCCCCUGUAUAGGUGAGGGUUGGGACCUAGUGUGCUACGCACAGCCCCUGUGGGUGAACGUGGACCUUGACCCUUGUGACUUCCUGGGUUGUCUCACAAAGGAGACCCCUACCCCCCUCAAUUUUGAUCAUUCUUUCUAUUUCCCUCUGCGCUGUUGCUUAAAGGUUGGUGGGCGGGCCAGCUGGUCGUUUUGGCACGGCUGGCCUGGUGAGUAUUUGUGUUUGCUCUCCUUCAGCUGUUGCAGGGCUCCUGUGGGCUCCCAGGACAUGGCAUUGGAUUUGGAUGGUGGUUGGUGGUGGAGGUCGGCAGCCUUGGAGUCCAGGACGGCAAUUUUGAUGCUGAUUCAGUGGUACCGCAUCCUGGCAGGACUGAUGGCAGUCAUUUGCCAUGGUUCCUGGGCAAGAGAGUGCGAUCUGGACGUGGUGCUCAGGUCGCAUGCCCUGCAGCGUUUUUGUGGCGGAAAUUUCUGGGGUUUCUUUGAAUUGGGACACAACCGGUCUGUAGCGUAA